CACGUCUCUAAGAUCUCUCAUCACUGCAUUUCAAAGUGCUACAUAGACUUUCAAGUUUCUAGCCAUUUUUUGUAGUUCACUUCAGACUUCUAAGCAACAUGGAGGCCCUCACUUUCACUGAGGAGUUUACUAGCACUGUCCAGGCAGGGAGGUUGUUCAAGGCUUUGAUUCUUGAUGCUCCUAACCUCAUCCCCAAGCUGAUGCCUGAAGCCAUUAAGAAUGUUCAACUGAUUGAAGGGAAUGGUGGCCCUGGAAGCAUUCAGGAGAUUACCAUUGCUGAAGGUGAUAAAAUCAAAAGCUUGAAGCAUAGAAUUGAUGCAAUAGACCAAGAGAAAUUGACAUACAGUUACGCAGUUAUUGAGGGGGAUGCUGCACUGGAAAAGGUGGACGCAAUUUCACAUGAGAUUAAGUUCGAGGCCACUGAAAAGGGAGGUUGCAAGACUAAGAAUGUGAGCAAGUAUCAGCCCAAACCAGGGGUUGAUGUCAAAGAGGAGGAUUUCAAGGCUGCAAGGGAGGAAGGCUUGGCUCUCCUCAAGGUGGUGGAUGCCUAUCUUGUGGCAAACCCAGAGGCCUAUGCUUGAAGUGAUCUUACAUAUAGGGCACCUUUGCUUUACAUUAUAAUAUCAUGUUCUCUAAAUUCAGCCUUUAGUCUACUUUGGAGCCAACUAUGAUAUGGCUUAUAAUAAAAUUUUUGAGUUACUUUGAUGGGUCUUGAUAGUUGAUAGUUAAGGUGCUAGAAAUAUGGAAGAUUAUAAUAUCCACACAAUAGUGAAUUGGGACCCUUCUUUUCCUUUUUUUUA
Molecule: messenger RNA, 800 nt
Organism: Cajanus cajan (pigeon pea)
Lineage: Eukaryota; Viridiplantae; Streptophyta; Magnoliopsida; Fabales; Fabaceae
Product: major allergen Pru ar 1
Biological process (GO): abscisic acid-activated signaling pathway; defense response
Cellular component (GO): cytoplasm; nucleus
Molecular function (GO): protein phosphatase inhibitor activity; signaling receptor activity; abscisic acid binding
Source: RefSeq, a predicted model, not a curated record